CGGCUGGUCCGCUGCGGCGGGGUCCGGACCGCGGGGCAGUUGGCGGCGGUGGCACUGGCUGGAGGCCUGAGGGGCUGUCAGAGCUGCUGAGCAGAGCUAUGAGUGCCUGGCCCUGCAACUGGGGCCGGUAGCCCCCACAGCCUUUGGUGUGUGACUCGAUUUGUGCUUUGGCCCUGUGUGACCCAGGCGGCCACCAUGUCGAAGCUCCUGGUGGCCAAGGUCCUCUGCAUGGUGGGUGUGUUCUUCUUCAUGCUACUGGGCUCUCUGCUGCCCGUGAAGGUCAUCGAGGCUGACCUGGAGAAGGCGCACCGCUCGAAGAAGGUCCUCUCCCUCUGCAACACCUUCGGGGGUGGCGUCUUCCUGGCUACAUGCUUUAAUGCACUGCUGCCUGCAGUGAGGGACAAGCUGCGGCAGGUACUGAGCCUGGGCCACAUCAGCACCGACUACCCGCUGGCGGAGACUCUCAUGAUGGUGGGUUUCUUCCUCACUGUGUUCGUGGAGCAGCUGGUGCUGACCUUCCGUCGGGAGCGGCCUCCCUUUAUAGACCUGGAGACCUUCAACGCUGGCUCAGACGCGGGCAGCGACUCUGAGUAUGAGAGCCCGUUCGUGGGUGUGGGCGGCCGUAGCCACGGCCUGUACCCCGAGCCUACAGCGCACACCCAUGGUGCAGGGCUGCGGCUACGGGAGCUGGGCCGCCCAGGGCCGCUGCGGCUGCUCAGCCUGGUCUUUGCGCUAUCUGCACACUCGGUGUUCGAGGGUCUGGCGCUGGGGCUGCAGGAGGAGGGUGAGCGUGUGGUCAGCCUGUUCGUUGGCGUGGCAGUCCACGAGACGCUUGUGGCCGUGGCCCUGGGCAUCAGCAUGGCCCGCAGCGCGGUACCCUUGAGGGACGCGGCCAAGUUGGCUGUGACCGUGAGCGCCAUGAUCCCGGUGGGCAUUGGUUUGGGCCUGGGCAUCGAGAGUGCCCGCAGCGUGGCCAGCAGCGUGGCAUCGGCGCUGCUGCAGGGCCUGGCCGGUGGCACCUUCCUGUUCGUCACCUUCCUGGAGAUCCUGGCCAAGGAGCUGGAGGAGAGGAGCGAGCAGCUGCUGAAGGUGCUGUUCCUGGUGCUGGGCUACGCCGUUCUGGCGGGCAUGGUCUUUCUCAAGUGGUGAGCCCUGAAUUCCUGAAGGACACAGAGCAUGUCCCUCGACAGCCACGCUCAUGGGCCACGGUUCAUACACAGGGACCUCCCGGGCUGGUCACCGGUCUCUGCCCUCCGCCAGAACCUGGCCCUACAGACACUGCUUUUAAAAACGUCUUAAAGUUCUUUACCAAAGCCUGUGUGGCCAUGUCACCUCAUAUCCCGUCACCCCUUCAGUUUUUGUUGUCAUUCCUGAGCCAUCAAGAAUGGAGCCCAGGGUGGGGACUGGCAGAUGGGGAGCACAGUGACCUCAGGGACCCUGCCAUGUUCUCCGUGGAGCCAAGGCCCUGCCCGCUACUGUCACCCGAGUUUUUCUGGUUGCUCCUGUGUGACAGGUGACAGUACAUGUGGGUCACAUGAGCAAGUGGACAGCCCAGACUGUGCCUGGCCCUCAGGAACAGCUUCUUUUUCUCUUGCUCUAUGGUGCAGCAUUCACCAGAGUGGAGGGGCCUCCUCUGCAGAGGGCAUGGCAGUGAGACUCCAGGGCCACAUCCUGACAGGGACAACUCCCAAGAUGCAGGCAGGAGCAGGGGAAACUCAGCACUUGGCAACGUUGGUGCAGGUCACCAUGGUAAUGCCAGCAUCUUGGGACAGCCUGAGUGAGGACUCUCUGGGGACAUAAGCCUGCCACAGCUCACCACCUAACCUGGGGUCUGUGUAGCAGGCUUCGCUUCAGCACUGCCUCCCCUCCGUUAGCUGGGUGUCAGAUUCCUCCCUAGUGCCAUGUUGCCAUGGCCAGGUAACCAAAAUGACUUGUUGAGUGUGCCCCUACCCAGCGACACUCAGAUGAUACAAGGCACAAAGAGACAGGGCCUUGGGGACAGCUGGGGCUUGGGCAUUGUCCUCAGAGCCCCAAUGCCUGGACUCCCUUAGUGCUGAAUAAACCCUGGUUCACACACCACUUGGGGCACAUUAAGAAUGUAGGGCUCCCAGUGAGGGGCCCACUCUGCCAGUGGUUGAAGCCUCUCUUAGCAGUUUCUGGGGUUCUUUCCCGAGGAGCCCCAUCAUGUAGAUGUGGUAACAUGCCCACGGUGCCACCUGGGCCUACUGUCCUUCUACCCUCUACUUAACUAUGGGGGGGGGGACAGACAUCCAAAUGGUUCUCCAGCUUCCCUUGGCCCCAGGUGGGCCCCACGGGGCCACCAUGCCCCCACAGGUAUGGGCUCAGGUGACAAAGACUAGGCCAGGCUAGGAAGAGCCAGCUCCCUAGACUGGGCAUCCCAACAGGGAGUCUGAACCUCCCCCAUGGGUGCAUACAAUGGCAUUCUCUCCUUCUCAGCACCAACUGCUCUGCCCCUGGGGACAGCAGCUUGCAGACCUGGACCCUCCCCAUUAGACUUCUUGAGUUUCUGAGAGUCAUCCCAAGCUCCAGCUUACUGGCAACUGGGGGCCUCUGUGUCUUUUACUGAAGUUCCAGUUUACCUGACAGCCCUUGCCCCAGCCCCAGGAGAAUGGACAUGGAGGAGGAGGCCCAGGAUGCUGCAAGGCCAGGGCCCCCCCCUUGCCUCCUGUGGGGGACACAGCUGGGACACAGCUAGACAGGAGGAGAGAGAGGGCGGUGCGGGUAGCCCAGCUUCACCGCUGAUCUGUGUUUGUAAUAACAGCAUGUCAGCUUCUCCUAUGGCUUGUUUGUGUUCCUGUACAGAAGUUAUUAGUGCAGGCGGGAUCCGGCACAGCCAGCUCCUGGCAUCCUGCCCUCAUUGCAUUGCAGGGGCCUGACUGAUCUUUGCCCUGCAUCCCACCUGCCCGAGGAAGCUUUUCAGCUUGGUAUUCCCCACGGGGUGAGGGUGUUUCUGUGGGGCACCCCGGGCUCCACGCGCACCUUCUCCCACUGUUGUCUCUGGAGUCCGCCUGCUCCGAGCCAGGAGCUCCAUGGCUGAACGCAAUUACAUGUGUCCUGGAUGUCACGCACAGUCCUCCUGGGGAGGGGUCCCACCUGUAAGUCACCCCCCAAUGAUGAGAGGAAUGACACCAGAGCACCACAGCACCAUUAGUGAGUGCUCCCACAGAAGAAGGAAAAUCCUGGGGCACUGUCGGCGAGGGGCAAGCGUGGCAGACCUGAGUUCGAGUCCAGAGGCUCACGUGCUGACAGAACUGACUCCUGCACUGUCCCGAUCUCCACAGGUGCUCAGUGGCACACAUGCACACACUUGUGUGUGCUCGUCCCACACCCCCAAUAUGUGUAAUAACAGUUUUUAAGCUAGCCAUGGUUACCCACUCCUUUAAUCCAUGCACUCCAGAGACAGGCGGAUUUCUGUGAGUUCCAGGCCAGCCAGGGUUACAAGCGAGCCCUUUUGCAAAAGAAAUAAACAAGUGAAAAUUUA
Mus pahari (shrew mouse) is the source of this 3502-nucleotide messenger RNA. It is a transcript of the gene Slc39a3, whose product is annotated as solute carrier family 39 member 3. Gene Ontology annotation, biological process: zinc ion transmembrane transport. Bases 196 to 1149 code for a protein of 317 amino acids. The record is from RefSeq and is a predicted model, not a curated record. NCBI's taxonomy places the organism in Eukaryota, Metazoa, Chordata, Mammalia, Rodentia, Muridae. Gene Ontology annotation, cellular component: plasma membrane. The transcript has 3 exons. Gene Ontology annotation, molecular function: zinc ion transmembrane transporter activity.